AGUUGGCAUCAAAAUAUGACCCACAGAAGGAGGCCGAGCUGAGGGAAUGGAUAGAGAGGACCACCGGCAGGAAUAUUGGGAAUAAAUUCAUGGAGUCCCUGAAAGAUGGAGUCAUACUGUGCGAGUUAAUUAACAAGCUGCAGCCCGGCUCCGUCAGGAAGAUCAACGAGUCUACACAGAACUGGCAUCAGCUGGAAAACAUUGGAAACUUUAUUAAGGCAAUCACAGAUUAUGGAGUGAAACAACACGAUAUAUUUGAAGCAAAUGAUCUGUUUGAGAAUACGAACCUCACUCAAGUCCAAUCCACACUAUUGGCCUUAGCUAGCGUGGCUAAGACAAGAGGAGCCAAAGUUGACAUUGGGGUCAAGUAUGCCGACCGACAGGAGAGAAGAUUCAACCCUGAAAAACUCAAGGAAGGAAGAAAUAUCAUUGGACUGCAGAUGGGAACUAAUAAAUUUGCCAGUCAAAAGGGAAUGACAUCAUACGGCACCCGUAGACACCUCUAUGAUCCCAAACUGGGCAAUGACCAGCCAGUGGACACAUCUACUAUCAGCCUACAAAUGGGCACCAACAAGGGGGCAUCCCAGUCCGGCAUGACGGCCCCAGGCACCAAACGUCAGAUCUUCGACCAGAAGCUUGGCAUGGAUCAAUGCGACACCCAGACCAUCCCCUUGCAAAUGGGAACAAACAAGGGGGCAUCUCAACAAGGCAUGACAGUGUACGGCCUACCACGUCAAGUCUAUGACGCCAAGUACUGCCUGGACAGCAACAUCUAUCAGUUGGGCGGUGAGGACGGCCAUUACGACAACAGCCAUCAGUAUUACAACUCCGAAUAA
Messenger RNA from Staurois parvus, 836 nucleotides. The record is from the annotation of a GenBank genome assembly. Lineage: Eukaryota; Metazoa; Chordata; Amphibia; Anura; Ranidae.